Molecule: messenger RNA, 1235 nt
Organism: Gossypium raimondii (Peruvian cotton)
Lineage: Eukaryota; Viridiplantae; Streptophyta; Magnoliopsida; Malvales; Malvaceae
Product: abscisic acid receptor PYL9
Exons: 3
Coding region: 288-848 (186 amino acids)
Biological process (GO): abscisic acid-activated signaling pathway
Cellular component (GO): cytoplasm; nucleus
Molecular function (GO): abscisic acid binding; signaling receptor activity; protein phosphatase inhibitor activity
Source: RefSeq, a predicted model, not a curated record
UUUAUCAACAAAAGAACUUGUCGGUGGAUUUAUAGAUUUUUCAUUUUUGAUAGACUGGGAAGCCAAGUUAAGAGCAAACCAAAGCCUUCAACCUAAAUUCUUAAACUAAAAGCUAAGUCCUAAGUUUGAAGUCCCUUUUUCCUUUUUGUAAAUCCAAGCCAAGUCUCCUGCAAUAACCCAAGCCAAACCAAAGAGAGCUUAUCUCUGCGGAACUCUCCUGUAAUUUUCACCUUCUUAUUUAUACAGAGGUGAUUGCUCAUUGAUUAGAUAUAUCAAUCAGAAAACAAAUGAACGGUGGUGAUGCUUACGGUAUGAUGGAGGCCCAAUACAUUCGGAGACACCACAGGCACGACAUCAGAGACGACCAGUGCUCCUCUGCUCUUGUCAAACAUGUCAAAGCUCCUGUUAACCUCGUAUGGUCAUUGGUAAGGCGGUUUGAUCAGCCGCAGAAGUACAAGCCGUUCGUAAGCCGGUGCAUCAUGAAAGGGGACCUCGGAAUCGGUAGCGUCAGAGAAGUCAACGUUAAAUCUGGCCUUCCGGCCACCACCAGCACCGAACGAUUAGAGCUUCUCGAUGACGAAGAGCACAUUCUCGGCAUCAAAAUCGUCGGAGGCGACCACCGUCUCAGGAAUUAUUCGUCAAUCAUAACGGUCCAUCCAGAGGUUAUUGAAGGAAGGCCAGGAACAAUGGUGAUCGAAUCAUUCGCUGUGGACGUGCCAGAAGGGAACACCAAGGAUGAAACUUGUUACUUUGUGGAGGCUCUUAUCCGAUGUAAUCUCAAGUCAUUAGCCGAUGUUUCAGAGAGGAUGGCUGUGCUGGACCAAACACAACCUAUCAACGGGUACUAAUUGAUAAGGUGGAAUUUUGGUGACCACUUUGCUUGAAUGGACAGAGAGAGAUGCAACACUUUUUCUACCCCCUUCCUUUCUUAGCUUUUCCUUGUUUAAUGCCUCUGUAGUUAAAGUAUAAUCUGUGAGGUUUCAAAUUCUUAAUAUAAGCCUCCAAGUUUUUCUGUUUUGUAUAAUGCGGUUCGGAGGCUGAUUCCCUAUAAGUCUAAGAAGAUGGGGUUCAUUUCUCUAUUUUACUGUUAAUGUUUAUGGCAAUCUGGGUUUUGUCCAGUGGUGGUAAUGUACGUUAUUAUGGUCAUAUUUGUAAAUAUUUAUGUAAGAUAAGAAAAAAUGGAGGCUUUCGUAGAUACAGCCUGGUAGAUGGAUUUGGAGAACCCUUUUAAGCAA